AUGGCAACAACUUUGUUGGCACCAGUAAAAACUGAGCGACAAAUCUUCGAGCAUUCAAUGUCAGAAGAUGAUCCUAACGCUAAUACACAAGUACCAAGUGUUGUGGGUACAGAACUUCGCUGGGGUCCGCGACAUAAGGGAGCUCAAGAGCUUGCUGAACUCUAUAGUCCAGGCAAAAGACUACAAGAAUGGGUGUGUGUGGUGGUUUGUUGUACAUUGUGUGUCAGUGCAGGCCUUCUUAUGGCUAGACACAUACAAGCAGAUGCUUCACUAUUAUUAGCAGCAAUGGCUGGUGUUCUAACAGCAGAUUUUGCAUCUGGAGUAGUUCAUUGGGCUGCUGACACUUGGGGAGCAGUUGAUCUUCCUCUUAUAGGCAAAAAUUUCCUGCGCCCGUUUCGUGAACAUCACAUUGACCCUACAUCAAUUACGAGGCAUGAUUUCAUUGAGACAAAUGGCGAUAAUUUUGCCAUAACCAUACCAGUUUUAGCAAGGAUUGUUUGGCAGCUUCUUACCUACGAUGACCGCAUCAUCGAUCAACAAUUUAAUUGGAUUGCUUACUGGUACUUGUGUUGCAUCUUUGUGGCGAUGACAAAUCAGAUUCAUAAAUGGUCUCAUACGUAUUUCGGUUUACCUACGUGGGUAGUGUGGUUACAAGAAUGGCACAUAGUGUUGCCGCGCCGCCACCACCGAAUUCACCAUGUAGCGCCGCACGAGACUUACUUUUGCAUCACCACUGGUUGGCUUAAUUGGCCACUAGAAAAAUUGCACUUCUGGUCCACCUUAGAGACUAUAAUAGAAGCGUUAACUGGUUGUAAACCGCGAGCCGACGACUUGAAAUGGGCUCAUAAGCGUUCCUAG
Molecule: messenger RNA, 858 nt
Organism: Arctia plantaginis
Lineage: Eukaryota; Metazoa; Arthropoda; Insecta; Lepidoptera; Erebidae
Source: the annotation of a GenBank genome assembly